AAUUCUGAUGAGUUAGGGUCUUGUUCUCUCGACUCAUUCUCCCACUCUCAAACCAGAAAACCAGAAAGAAGAACAAAACUGGAAAGUCCUCUGCAUAACUUUAUUGGUUCCCAAUAAACACAGACAAUCAUUCGUUUUUCUCAGUAGAUAUUGUUACACAAUGGUGAAGCUGGCGUCGGCAAGGGAAUUCCGAAUGUACGGCCCACGGCUGAGCCGGAACCGGGCCGAGUACAUGAACGCGGGGCUCUACGUGUUUGCCACCGUGGUGCUGCUUGGCGGGUUCGUGGCUCAGCUGUCGAAAGAACCCAAGUCAGGCCUAGUCCUGAUGCUAAUAGCCUUGGCGUUAAUUUUGGUGGUGAAUUUGCAUGAUCUGGUGGCACAUCUUGCCAUGUUCGAUUACCGGAUGCCGUUGAUGGAGUUCGACUUGCAGCUCGCCCUCGUCGUUGCUGUCCCGGUGGUUCAGGCUUUGGGAACGGUUCUUUCGUUCUUGGGAAUUCUUUUCCUCCUAAUUCAGGCGGAGAAAGGAUAUGGAUACUCUAAGCUUGAAAGGCAUGCGAAGAACAUGCUCAUUGCUGGUCCUGUUUUGUGGCUGCUCGGAUCGAUCCACAAUUCAUGCCAAAUCUACGAGAGGGCAGACGGGCAUGUCCAAAUACUGCAACAAAGUAUCCACAUCCCUUUUCUGAUUGGGAGUGUCUUGUUCACAGUUGGUGCAAUUCUCAACAGCCGUGAGCAACAUGGAUUGUUCCUUCAUGGCCUACAGCUACUGGGUAGGAAUUGGGUGUGGCUGGGGAUGGGAGGAAGCCUGUUCUUCCUGAUUGGAGGACUAGCAAAUGUCGUGAAGGUGUUCAAGAUGCAACAAAUGGGCGAUGGACUGAGGCUCGAGAAACUUCGGGGAGGCGCGCAGGAGAGGCUUGUUCACGAAAGGGAAGGCCAGGUUCCGCUUAUCCUCGAAUCACCGGAGGAGAUCAUCACAAAGAUCAUCACUGCAGAACCAGUUCCUACUCCUUACAAGGACGUUCUUAAGAACUGAGUAUUUAUCUGGUGUUGUUUUGUAGGUGACGGGUUGGUAUACAGAAUGGCUUCUGUGUCCAGUCAGCCACAGUUCCGGUACACUCAGCCACCAUCUAAGGUCCUUCAUUUAAGGAACUUGCCGUGGGAGUGUACGGAGGAGGAACUGAUAGAACUGGGAAAGCCAUUUGGUAAAGUUGUCAACACAAAGUGCAAUGUUGGAGCAAACCGUAAUCAGGCAUUUAUUGAAUUUGCAGAUUUAAAUCAAGCUAUUGCGAUGAUAUCAUAUUAUGCGUCAUCUUCAGAACCCGCUCAAGUAAGGGGGAAAACUGUUUACCUACAGUACUCCAAUAGGCAAGAGAUAGUGAACAACAAAACAGCCGCAGAUGUUGCAGGAAAUGUACUGUUGGUAACAAUAGAAGGUGCGGAUGCACGCCUUGUCAGCAUAGAUAUUUUCCACCUGGUAUUUUCAGCUUUUGGGUUUGUGCACAAGAUAACUACAUUUGAGAAGACUGCAGGAUUCCAGGCACUGGUGCAAUUUUCAGAUGCAGAAACUGCCACUUCUGCCAAAACUGCACUGGAUUCAAGAAUCAUCCCUAGGUAUCUGCUCCCCGAGUAUGUGGGACCAUGUACUCUCAGGAUAACAUAUUCUGGACACACUGAUUUGAGUGUGAAAUUUCAAAGUCACCGAAGCAGGGACUACACUAAUCCUAACCUUCCAGUUGCUCCAUCAGCCAUAGAUGGAAGUGGUCAGCUAAUUGUGGGAUUGGAUGGGAAAAAGCUAGAAUCGGAGAGUAACGUCCUUCUUGCAUCCAUCGAAAACAUGCAGUAUGCUGUCACCUUGGACGUUUUACACAUGGUCUUUUCUGCUUUCGGGCCUAUUCAAAAGAUCGCCAUGUUUGAUAAGAACGGAGGGGUUCAGGCUUUGAUUCAGUAUCCAGAUGUUCAGACAGCUGUUGUUGCCAAGGAAGCCUUAGAAGGGCAUUGCAUUUACGAUGGAGGGUUUUGCAAGCUCCACAUCUCAUAUUCACGCCAUACCGAUCUUAGCAUAAAGGUGAACAAUGACCGGAGCAGAGACUAUACGAUCCCUACCAUUCCAAUUGUGACCGCACAACCAUCAAUUCUAGGACAACAGCCGGUUCAUCAGAUGAGUCCCGCGGUGCCUCCAUACAACGGGGCUCAAUAUGCUCCAACUGAUCAGGCCGUGAUGCCUCAGCCUUCUGCAGGGUGGGGACCAACUGUUCCGGCAGUUCCUCAGUCCAUGCCCAUUCAGAUGCAUAAUCAACCGUACAUGCCACCCGGAACUAUGCCUAUAUCUUCUCCUCAAAUGGGCCCUGGGAUGAUGCAGAGCGGUCCGCCGCCUCCGCCCUACCACCGUGGUCAUGUGCAAUGACGUGACUCUUUAAGGAAACUCGCUGUUAAGUCUAGUAGAAAUUACAUUUCCCAGUUGAAGUUGUUCUCAAUUGGAAAAAGAUCCGUAACCAGAUUUCAAUUUAUCUUGAUUAUUCGUUUUCGGUUUUUCGA
Malus domestica (apple) is the source of this 2532-nucleotide messenger RNA. NCBI's taxonomy places the organism in Eukaryota, Viridiplantae, Streptophyta, Magnoliopsida, Rosales, Rosaceae. The record is from RefSeq and is a predicted model, not a curated record.